GAGGAAGAAGCAUUUAAAACUCACUAUCAAUAAAAGAGAAGGAAUGGUAUAUUCAAAAUUAACUUUGUUAUCAACAAGAAAAGGUAUUCACAAUUUGAAAAGUCUUUUAUUUUUGGAAGGAACAUUUGAAAAGUAGUCUCGUCCUCUUAUUUUCUUAUAGCGCAUCGUCCUAUAAUUCUGGGCCAUAUAGAUGUACUACACUCUAACACAUACACAUCAUCAUCUUCAAUUCUCUUCUCCUAUAUAUAUACAAAACACAAAUAAAAAUCUUCUUCACACUUUACAAUAUCUACAGCAAGAUCACAAACACGCUCAGUUUAAUUUAUUAAUCUGCAAAAAUCGAGCUAGGUCUCAUGUUGAUCAAGAUCACACGAGUUUGCGAUUCUUCUCUGAGUGGCUUCAAUCAUGAAAGCCGCACUCAGAAAUCCAAAAAUUUCUUACAAAAUUCUGAUCACAGAAACAUGGUUGUUGCCUUCAACUCCAAAGAUAAACAAGGUUUCCAAGCUCUAAGGAGCCAUACAAGAUUGCAAAACUAUGGCAAAAAUACAAGAAAAAUUAUUGUGCAUAGCGUGGAACCAGGAGCUUCGCCGCCGGGGCCUCCUUCGAAUAUUUUAAGCUGGGCUGUGGGUGUGGCUGUAGCAAUAGUGAUACCUUUCAUCACUUACAAAUGGGGUCCAUUAAUCAAGAGCAAGGUUAUGGGCGCUCUGCAGAUGGCGGAAGACGUGGCAGAGGCGGUGGAGAAGGUGGCGGAGAAGGUGGAGAAGGCGGCGGAGGAUAUCGUCGACGAUAUUCCAAAGGAUACGAAAUUGAGGGAGGUUGUGGAUUUUGUUGAAAAAAUUGCUGAAAGAGCAGCUGAUGAAGCUGGGGCAAUUGAUGAUUUCAUUGAUAAGCUUCAAGAAGAAGAAGAAGAAAAGGCAGAAUCCCCUGUUAAUUCUCUCAAUGAUGAAGUUAAGAAGCCUCCAGAGGAUUCAAAAGAGGAAAAACCAAAUGCUGGAAAUUAAAUUAAACAAAAGUUCAUUAAAUAGCAACUUUUGCCCACUUGUUAUUGGUUUCUGUUUCGAGAGCAUUCAAAUUAACUUUUAGCAAGGGAAUUUCUCGUGUAAUUAUAUAUUUUAAGGUUUUGAAUCGUUGUAAUAAUAUUGUACGUUAUUAUUGUA
Messenger RNA from Salvia miltiorrhiza (redroot sage), 1157 nucleotides. RefSeq lists its product as uncharacterized. Lineage: Eukaryota; Viridiplantae; Streptophyta; Magnoliopsida; Lamiales; Lamiaceae. Bases 354 to 1001 code for a protein of 215 amino acids. The transcript is spliced from 5 exons. The record is from RefSeq and is a predicted model, not a curated record.